CCACUCAAGGAGUUGGAUGAUUUGCACGGGAUCUUCAUUGCUUGACCGCUGCUUUCUCUACGCUCAGCUUGUUCAAGAGCAAUUGCUCCUCUCUGCCCUUGGCUUGUCCACCUUAUCCCCGAAUGAUUGCUCUGUUUAAAAAUUCUAUUCAUCUCGCACAAUGACCCGAACCACAGAGGAUGUCAAAUACGAACAUCCCUUGUGGGACCGCAAAGGCUUCGAUGGGGCCGACGACGGUAGACCCACGAUCGACGGGGACACUGCACGCCCGAAGGGACGGAUCCGACGAUCGAUGACCGCCUGUAAUACCUGUCGCAAGCUGAAGACCAGAUGCGACCUUGAUCCACGCGGCCACGCAUGUCGUCGCUGCCUUUCGCUCAGAAUCGAUUGUCAGCUGCCCGAGACGGCCGACCGCUUCCAAGACACUUCGUCAAUGUGGUCGGAAGCGACGACGGCAAUCCCGUCCAUCGAAGAGCGGCUGAUCUCUUUAGAAAAGAACAUGAAGGAGAUGACCGGGUUGCUUCAGCAGAUGCUGAGCCAAGCACCAAACCUCUCCGGCAUCCAGGCGCCCCAAUUAGCACGUAGCGUUCACACGGAUGACUCGUCCACCUCUAUGGACGGCGUCUCAUCCCCUCAUUUACCCAGACCGGUUCGUCUCAUACAGGACCUUCAAUCCGAGUUGAUGAGAGACACCGGGGGCUUCCGUGGUGACGGCCUUUCUCUGAUCGACCAUGUCCCCCAGGGUGCCAUUGAUCCCAAGCUAUCGCAGAGAUUGAUCCAACUAUUUGUAGAGCACUUUGGCCGCUGGAUCUCGGUAUACAACACUACAGACCUGCAUGACCUUCAACGGGCCAAUCCUUUACUUUACAGCGCCGCCUGCUUGCUCGGGUCGCGAUAUGUACCUGGACUACCAUCGGCCGUCAGACAGGCCAUCGGUCUCCAGGUGCGACAGGCAGCGGCCAGUAUCGUAUGGGAACGUCCCCCACUGACUCACGAGUCGCUGCAAGCACUGGUGCUUCUCUGUUUAUGGCCGGCGACCGUCCAAAAAGAGCCACCGAUGGAUAGCUGGGUCCUGAGCGGGAUCUCCGUUCAGCAUGCGACCAUCUCCUUUGGCUUCUUGAACUACGCUCCCACCGAGCUGAUGGUCAAUGAUGAGACGGCCGUCCAAUUGCGCCUCUGGAAUGCGGUCUGUCUGACGCAGCUACAUCAUUCUGUUGGCAAUGCCCGUCCACUGCAAAUCCAGCAACGUCACCUGGACCACUGUCCCCGCAUCCUGGACCACCCGGCUGCGACAUUAGAAGAUGCUCGGGUAGUUGCGGAGAUCCAACUACACCUGAUUACCUCUAAGAUCCAGUGUAAUCCGCUCCUGAUGCAGACCAGCGAUGUGGAAUUCGAGGAGCUCGAACGGUGGAAGAUGAAGUGGGCCCACUUGCUCGCUGGCGAUGCACAGUCUACCCUCGAGCUCAGCCUCUGGUUCUGCCAGAUCCUGCUCCACCGCACGACCAUGCGAGUGCAGCGACAGCGCCCCGAAGAUCACCGCCUGCCGACCGAGAUCCUUCACAACUCACGGUUCAUCCUCAACAAAUUUCUGCGGACACCAUUCUCAACCGCGUUGUCGGCCAUCGACCACGUUUACUUCGUGGUGGGCUACGCCGCACUGAACCUGUGCGAUUUCAACUUCCUCGACCCGCUCAUCGACCAGACCCAAGCCUUCCUACUACAACUCGGGCCGGAUGAGAGCCAUAUCGCCUACCGGUUCGCAUUCAUGAUCUCGGAGUUUAAGCGCCGCUGCACAGACUGCCACGAUGCUGCCUCGUCGGUCUCCUCGUCGGGCAUCGUCGACGGCUCGCAGUCGCCGUUCGAGCCCAUGUCAAGCAUGUCGCAGGCGCCGCCCUUCCUGCCCCAGCUCGUGUCAGAUGGCGACGUCGCCGGCCUGAUGAUGGACGGUGGCGGGUACGCCGUCCUAGACCAGCUGGUGCCGGAGUUUCUAGGCGCCUCUUCAUACCCCGGCCACAGCGCCGCCGGCGGCGGUGUGCUAGGGCCCAUCACUUGUGUCGGGGCCGAGGUCCCCGUCCCAGUGGGCCCAUAUCGAGCGGCCAGCUUUUAGCGCCAAACACAAUCUGGGAUGGCUGGCGGUAGACUAUUGCCUUUUACGGAAAAUAAGGAUCAUGUGGUGUUCAUUUGGGCUUGCAUCUUGUUUUGUUUUUUGACCCGCAUAUACGAACGAAGUAAGCUGGUCUUCUUCGGUUGUGGCUGUCAAA
Messenger RNA from Aspergillus candidus, 2261 nucleotides. RefSeq names its product C6 zinc finger domain protein. The transcript has 5 exons. Gene Ontology annotation, molecular function: DNA-binding transcription factor activity, RNA polymerase II-specific; zinc ion binding; transcription cis-regulatory region binding. Gene Ontology annotation, biological process: regulation of DNA-templated transcription. Gene Ontology annotation, cellular component: nucleus. NCBI's taxonomy places the organism in Eukaryota, Fungi, Ascomycota, Eurotiomycetes, Eurotiales, Aspergillaceae. The coding region runs from base 161 to 2107 and encodes 648 amino acids. The record is from RefSeq and is a predicted model, not a curated record.